Molecule: messenger RNA, 339 nt
Organism: Adineta ricciae
Lineage: Eukaryota; Metazoa; Rotifera; Eurotatoria; Adinetida; Adinetidae
Source: the annotation of a GenBank genome assembly
AUGAGUAUAUUGCUCAAAUGGAAGAAUAAACUCCAGGAUCCUUCGUUAUACGAAACGAAGAUCCGUGAAUUCGAUGAACGUGUGUCACAUCUCAAAGACGAGAAUGUCGAAUUGCACAAACGCAUUGAUCAGCUUGAGGCUUUGUGCACAACAAGUGUCGACACUCAACAAACACGUUCCCUCCAAGAACAUAUCCGUCAGCUUGAACAAGAAAAUGGACGAUUAUUUGUCGAAAAUCAAUGUCAACGACAAGAAUAUGAAAGUUUUCUAGAUCAAUUAACGACGAUGGUUUUAAGAACGGCAAUCAUGCAUGAGGUAAGCGAAAAACGCCAAGAAUGA